Drosophila virilis is the source of this 2211-nucleotide messenger RNA. It is a transcript of the gene dpr16, whose product is annotated as defective proboscis extension response 16. Gene Ontology annotation, cellular component: neuron projection membrane. The record is from RefSeq and is a predicted model, not a curated record. Gene Ontology annotation, biological process: synapse organization. Lineage: Eukaryota; Metazoa; Arthropoda; Insecta; Diptera; Drosophilidae.
AAUAAAAUGCGAAAUGAGUUGGGGUUAGAUUUUGGGCCUGCGGCUGCCUGAGCCUGGCCAGAAACAUGUGAGCCAGAGUCACGUACGGAGGCUGUGACGAGUUAUAUGCAAAUGCAGGCAACACAACUCUGGGAAAGCAUUCAAAAUAUAAUUAAAUAGCAGAGCCAGAAGCACAAACAAGUCAAAUAACAAAUAUGCAUGUGUGUUCUAUGCCGUGGGCCAUGACAAGCUACUUGAGCUGAUGAAACUCGGAUUAAAAACAAAAACAAGCGAACAGCACAAAAAAAAAAAAAAAAAACAACUUAAUAACAACAACAGCAAAAGCGAAUACAAAUACACAUAUCCAAGGUGUGACACGAAGCAGCCACCAAUCCUCGCACGCAAUAAAAUGCGCUGUCGACGAGCAGCUGAAGGAGCCACAGCAGCAGGAGGAGGAGCAAAGCCUGGCGCAAAAGUUGUUGCCAGGAGGGGCAGCGGAUUUGCUGCUGGAUCUGGAGUCAAGGGAGCUGGCAGCGUACUGCUGGCAUUUCUGGCAGCUGUCAGCUUUCGUGGCAUGCGCACCCCACUGGCAGCAAGUGCGUCCACAAUUGGCGACAACUCAUCGCUAAUUGCGGCAACAAACGGAGCAACUGAUACCAAUCCGGCUUUCACGACUGCUACAACAUUGCUGGACCGAGUGGGCGUCAAUCAAUUGGCCAUUGAGCAGAGCACAACGGAACAGCAAACUGCUGCGGACAUUUGGAGCGAGCGACUCGAUACGGCAACUUUGACAAAGGGCUUCUCGAUACCCACGUAUUUGCCACCGUUUCCGGAUUUCAUUGCUGCUGAUUUGCCCCAGACACUGACAACGACAAUGCCGCACAGCCGAAUCCCCGCGGGCCAGGACAACGAUGCCAACUCCCUGCAAUCGGGUCUUAAUAAGCAGCUCCACUCCCAAUCCCAGCCCCAACCACAUAUGCGUCUACAUGCCUACGACAGUGAACAAAAGGAGCAGCAGCUGCGGCGAGAGAAGCAACUGGCACGUGAGCGGGAGCAGCUGCCACGGCGACAGCUCAGUCUGCCAUCCCGGAAUGUAACAGUACAGGCGGGCCAACAUGCCUAUCUGCCAUGUCAGCUGCAUCAGCACUCAAACAAGCCCCUCUCCUGGGUUCGACUACGGGAUGAGCACAUCAUAGCCGUUGAUCACACAACCUUCAUCAAUGAUGCACGUUUCGCAGCGCUGCUCCAAUCAUCGCAGGCAAAUUUCACAAACAGCCUAUUGGAAGCCACAAACGGCAGCAGCCUCGGCUGGACGCUGCUCAUCAAAUAUGUCAGUCUGCAGGAUACCGGCUGGUAUGAAUGCCAGCUGGCCACAGAGCCAAAGAUGAGCGCCAAAGUGCAGCUAUUCGUCAUAACACCCAAAACGGAGCUAAUUGGCGAUAAGCAGCGCUUUGUCAAGGCCGGCAGCAGAGUGGAGCUGCAUUGCAUAGUGCGCGGCACUCUGGAGGCACCGAAAUAUAUAGUCUGGUAUCGUGAAAAACAACAGGUCGUCGCGGAGAACGAGGCGAGCGGCAUUGAGAAUGGCUGGUACACUCAAAUCGAUCGGAACAUCUUUGGCAGCACGGAGCACAGUCGCAACACGAUUGGCAGUCUGGUCAUACCCGUUGUGCGUAAGACCCAUUCCGGGAACUACACAUGCGAGCCGGAAAAUAGUGAUGCAGUUUCCAUACAGCUGCAUGUACUCAGUGGAGAGUAUUCCGCCUCAGCAAUAAUGUCCACAGCUGCCGGCCUGUACAGACAUGAACAUGGUUAUAAUAGGCUCCAUCAAUGGCUAAUAUUUCUGCUGGUAGCUCUGCAUAAGACAUGAGCACAUGGUAUCCAAAAUUGAGGCAUUAUCUUUUUAAGGCAUAACAUUAAUUUCUAGGUAAAUUGCACACCUUAUUAACUUAAUAUUAUCGCCGACACUUUCGGAGGUGUUUGCAGAUUUAUUUCACAUCAUUUCAGCACAUUUUCCUUUAUACAAUUUCUAGAUAAAAAAUGUCAUGUCCUUUGUUAUUGCUAUUGGAAUUAGAUUGCUAAGCAUUUUUAACUGUAAGCAUUCGAUUAAGUUUAAGACUAAGGGAUUUGCGUAAAUAAAGCCAGAGGCGUAUUAAGUAAGAAUCUAAAAAUGGAAAAAAAAGAGAAAAGUAAAUAAAACAAGCAGACGGAAGUCAGCUCGUUGUUCUAAUCAAA